CAUACCCAAGGUGACUCACUUUGUGUUACGUGCGGUAACUUAUCUUUUUCCCUCUUUCUCUGUGGGCGUCCCUUUCUUUUGGUCCAAGGAAAGAGAGAUAAAGAAAAGAGAACCCAAGGCAGAAGGUUUUUCCUUAGGGUAUACCGCCGCUUAGUUACGUCGUCAACGCAGAGAGAGCACCGAAACAGUCGGUCCUAUUAACGGCGUCGUAUCUUGAGCCUGCUGCACUAUUCCUCGUCGUCCUCGCUGAGACAGGGCUCUAUUUUUCCUUUAUCUUCCUUGCUCUCACCUCCCCAAACUAAAAAUUAUCAAAAAAAAAAAAAAAACACAUUCGCUUAAGAAAAUCAAAUCAUCUCAAGUCAUUAUCGCAGUAGUGGCAGUAGGUGGAGAACUACAUUAGGCUGUAAAUAGAUAAGGAAGUGGCAUUUCAUCUGUGAAUUAUAAGUUUUUGUAAGGAAGAGGCAUUUACAAGAUGAGCAUUUGCAGCAGCAUGAGCAUGUACAGGAUGAAUACCAACUGCAGUGCUGGGGUUUGCCAAUCAACUCCUCAGGGACAGUUUCUCUGAGACUUCGAGGAGGCAGGAGAGGUAUUUGUCUUUACAUUUCAACUUUUUUUGUUGAACUUGUCUAUAGGGAUUGGCCUAGGUAGACAUGAGGAUGGAAGCAAAGAUCGUGAAGGCAUUGGAUAGUAGACGUAAAAUGGUGCUGGGGAUGAAACGAAAGCGAGCUGGAUGUCAUGCAGCACCUGUCUCGAGGAUUUCAAGGACUGUUUUACCUCAGGCACAGUGGCCUGGCCUGAGUUUGUCAACCCAAAAUGGAGGGAAGCGGAGGAAAUUAGAGGGGAACAAACGGAGUGUUAUGGGUGGUGGUUACCUUUCCAAAAGGUCUCUGCUGCAUUGCUAUUCAAGUUUUACGAAUAGUGGUGUGCCCCAGCGAAUAAUGUUCUUUGAGAAAGGUGAUUGGACUGAUUUUCCUCAUGAGGUCAUUGCUUCAGCCAGGGAAGAUCUUGAUGCAAGGAAGCCAGCUAUUGAGUUAGAUGUUGAUGGUCAACGUUUUGUGCUGGAUUUCUUACAUAUGUUUCAAUUGGACUUGAAAACUGGCUCGCAAAAGCCAAUAGCUUGGAUUGAUGAAGCAGACAACUGUUUUUUCCCUGAAAUUUUCACUGAGGAUGAUUCAUUUCUGUGCUUUGAAAAUGAACAUGGAAAAGACCAACAAUUCAUGCCUGGGGAAUUUUAUAAUCCCCCUGAGUUCAAGUUGCAACUUGAAAUUGAUGUAAGUGGAAUCAAUCCGCCUAAUUUAAAGGAAUGUAGUGGGGAGUCGAAUUCUUUUGUGAAACAUAUUCAAGUUGCUCAGAAACCUGCUAGUGACCAAAAUGAUGUUGAGGUUGACAGUUGCAACAAGAAACCAGUGGCAAAACUUGAUGAAGCUGUUCAGGAAAUUCAGCAGAUAAAAACAGAUAGUGAGAAAUUGGAUUCACAAAAAGUUAGAAAUAUGUUCCUGGGGGGCAUGAAUCCGUGUGGUCAAUUUGACACUCUAGAAGUAUUCCGUUGCUCUAGCACUUCAAUGGAAGCUCGUUUGGAGGUUUUUGAGAAGCAGAUUGAGAUUACUAGUAAGUAUCGUGGAGGUGCAAAUGUCCGAUAUGCUUGGCUCGCUUCCUCCAAAGGAGCACUGCCUGCUUUUUUGACAUAUGGGCUCUAUGGAUCUUCCACAAGUCCAUCUACAUAUGGCAUUGGUGUUCAUCUUACUGCAGCAAACUGUUCUGGUACCAGUGCAAGUUAUUGUGAUGUUGACGAAAAUGGUGUGCGGCACAUGGUACUUUGCCGUGUAAUAAUGGGAAGCAUGGAGCCUCUUUGCCCUGGAACUAAACAAUUCCUUCCCAGUACUGCCGAUUUUGAUAGUGGAGUGGAUAAUCUUGAGAACCCAACGUAUUAUGUUGUUUGGAAUAUGAAUAUGAACACCCAUAUUUAUCCAGAGUUCAUUGUCAGUUUCAAGCUCUCUUCCAGUUAUGAAGGUACUAUAUUUCUCCUUUAGAAUGUGCUAUUAAUUUGAUACAUUUGUUUCCCAUUCUUGUCUUUAUCUAACGAAUUGAAGGUGUAUAGUUCUAGAUUAUACUCUAUGCACUGAUGGAACUUGGCGAGUAAUUUUGAUGGUUGGUAAUCUACCAAUUGAACUCAUGGUCCAAUCUCUAUGGUGACAAAAGUUUAUAAGUUAUAAUUUUAUGCACCAAGGCUUCUUCCAUCCUGCCUUGAAUUUUCCUCUUUUUUUUUUAUUUAAAAAAAAAAACACUCGAGGUCAAUCGUGAUUCCAGCAACUGGUUCAAUGACUUUGUUGGCUGUGUCCUCUACAAAUGCUGUAUGGAUAUCAUAUGUUGUUUUCUUGAAUCCUUCUUAUAUCAGUACUUGAGCCCUGGUAAUUUUUUUUCCUUUUUUCCCACAUGGCAUUUGGUUGCAGGUGAGACUAAUUGUUCUGUUUCAGGUGUGAACAAGUCUUUACAUGGGCCUCAGGCUCAUUUGAAGUUAGAGUCUCCUGCUGUUGAUUUGGUGAGUGUUAGUCCUAGAGCCACAAACUCAGGGGGUUCCCAGGAAAAUGUUCCAAGUGCUGGAUCAAGCACUUCAAGAAUUCCUAAAUCCCCUUGGUUACCGUUCCCUAUGUUGUUUGCUGCAAUUGCAGAUAAAAUUCCGCAUAAGGAUAUGGAAGUAAUUUCUCGUCAUUAUGAAUUAUUCAGGGUGAAGACCAUAACGCGGGAAGAUUUUGUCAAAAAGUUGAGAUUAAUGGUCGGAGAUAGUUUGUUGAGGACGACAAUAACAGCUCUUCAGUGCAAGAUUCCAACUAAGCAUGACUUGGAGGCAGUAUCAAAACAGAAUGUCGGAGGUUCUGGUGGUGGACUUUAAGUGCGCACUUUUCCUUCCUGCUUCAGCAUCCACUGUGUCUCAUGCAGUUAGAUGAUGUUUGCAGUGGCUUGAAUGCCAUAUGCUUUUUGGUGGGACAAUCUACGACCGCACAUUGUGUAACUGCAUGACUGCAUGGAGCAUCAGUUAUCUUGUUCGUUUGUUUAAGAUUUGGUAGACGUUUUAAUAACAGUCAAGAAAUUUCCUUGGAACUCGUUUGUUGUCUGGGUGGGUUUGUCCAAAGUUUGAAAUAGUGUUAUUUCAAAGAAAUGUUAUUCUACAUGUUCUAUAUUCUUCCUUUGUACUUUUGCAAGGAUGCUAUUUCUAAUGUUUAUUUCAAUAUAAGAAUGGAUGAUAUUUUCUCAGUUAUUUAUUAUUUUACGAAUUAGGAUUAAAAAUGGAGGAAAUUGGAAGGAGAAUUUGGUUUGAGGGGAGAGAAGUUUCGGUUAUGUAAUUUUACAUGAUGUUUGGCUGUCUGACAUGAAAUUCCUGUAAUACAGUUGAGUUUCUUGUCUAGCUUAGUUUAAAACAUCUUUUCUAUGGUAGAGGCAUGAUAGGAUUUUUUGAACUUGUGUUUUUAAAGUUCAAAUUAAGGGUAUAUUUUUUU
This is a messenger RNA of Rubroshorea leprosula, 3494 nucleotides long. The record is from the annotation of a GenBank genome assembly. NCBI's taxonomy places the organism in Eukaryota, Viridiplantae, Streptophyta, Magnoliopsida, Malvales, Dipterocarpaceae.